Triplophysa dalaica is the source of this 4618-nucleotide messenger RNA. RefSeq names its product nitric oxide synthase 1 (neuronal) (gene nos1). Gene Ontology annotation, biological process: nitric oxide biosynthetic process. The record is from RefSeq and is a predicted model, not a curated record. Gene Ontology annotation, molecular function: nitric-oxide synthase activity; calmodulin binding; FMN binding. NCBI's taxonomy places the organism in Eukaryota, Metazoa, Chordata, Actinopteri, Cypriniformes, Nemacheilidae. The coding region runs from base 161 to 4432 and encodes 1423 amino acids. The transcript is spliced from 29 exons.
CGCGUUUAUACAGCGACUCGCGCGGACAUGCCACGCACCUUCUGAGUGGGACUUCACGAGAAAACUCUGACUCUGCCUUCGGAGUAUUGCCAAAGGGAUAACAGCUGAUUUUAUAGCUUUCGAAAGUGGAAAGAUCAGCGCUGACGCACAGUACGCCACAAUGCAGGAAUCUGAGCCCAGCGUGUGUCAGCUGCAGCCCAACAUCAUCUCUGUUCGCCUCUUCAAAAGAAAGAUAGGUGGGCUGGGCUUCCUGGUCAAACAGCGGGUGUGCAAACCGCCCAUAAUAAUCUCUGACCUCAUUCGGGGCGGAGCCGCCGAGGAAUGCGGGCUGGUCCAAGUCGGUGACAUCAUCCUGGCCGUCAACAACAAGCCUUUGGUGGACAUGAGCUACGAGCUGGCGCUGGAAACCCUGAAGAAUGUGUCGCCAGAAACUCACGCCGUGCUGAUACUCCGAGGACCGGAGGGCUUUACCACUCACCUGGAGACCACGCUUAGCACAGACGGGAAACCCAGGACGGUUCGCGUCACCAGGCCAAUCAACCCCCCUCCGUGCAGGCCCUGCGAACGAUGCUCGCCCGACAUGACCAAAGAGCUCAGGGUUAUCGAGAACCUUUCAUCAGACACCAAAAAAGAGAGCAAACCGCUCAUUCCACUGCUGGCCCAGGACUCUCUGCUCAAAGAGGGAGGCCAUUCCACCCUUCUCCUCAACGGGCUGGAAGACAACAACGACCUGCUGAAGGAGAUCGAGCCAGUGCUGAAACUCAUCAAGAACAGCAAAAAAGACAUCAAUGGAGACGGUCAGAGAGUCGUAGAGAGGAAGGAUGCUGAGGUGCAGGUGGAGAGAGACCUUGAUUUGGGAAACGGACAGAAUGCCCAGCUGGCGUUGGAUAAUGACAGAGUGUUUGAUGACCUCUGGAGAAAGGACAACAUGCCUACAGUGCUUAACAACCCUUACUCUGAGAGAGACAAGCAAGAAUCGCAAAGAAGAGUUUCUCCCACUGAGACUCUGCAGAACGGAAGUCCCUCGAAAUGUCCAAGAUUUAUGAAGAUGAAGAACUGGGAAACUGGAGUGGUUUACAACGAUGUUUUACACAACAACUCCGACAAGGUGCCGAUCUGCACCGAGAGUGUGUGUAUAGGUUCUAUUAUGACGCCAAACCAGCACAGUCGCAAACCAGAUGAAGUGCGAACGAAAGAGGAACUGCUGUCGCUGGCUACAGAUUUCAUCGACCAGUACUACACAUCGAUCAAAAGAUGUGCCUCCAAGGCCCAUGUCGACAGAAAGGAGGAGAUCAAAAAAGACAUUGAAACUUCAGGAACCUAUCAACUGAAGGACAACGAGCUGAUCUAUGGUGCCAAACAUGCAUGGAGGAAUGCAGCUCGCUGUGUGGGACGCAUCCAGUGGUCCAAACUACAGGUUUUUGAUGCUCGAGACUGCACGACCGCUCACGGGAUGUUUAAUUACAUCUGCAACCACAUCAAAUACGCCACCAACAAAGGGAACCUCAGAUCGGCUAUCACCAUCUUCCCCCAGAGGACGGACGGAAAACACGACUUCCGUGUGUGGAACGGACAGUUGAUCCGUUAUGCUGGUUACAAGCAGCCUGAUGGAUCCAUACUCGGAGAUCCGGCCUCACUGGAGCUUACAGAGAUUUGUGUUCAGCAAGGCUGGAAGGCUCCAAAAGGCCGUUUUGACGUUUUGCCGCUUCUUCUCCAAGCCAACGGGAACGAUCCUGAGCUCUUUGAGAUACCAGAUGAUCUCGUGCUCGAGGUUCCCAUCAUACAUCCAAAGCUCGACUGGUUUAAGGACCUGAAUCUGAAGUGGUACGGUCUUCCUGCUGUGUCUAACAUGCUGUUGGAGAUCGGUGGGCUGGAGUUCACCGCCUGUCCAUUCAGCGGCUGGUACAUGGGCACUGAGAUCGGCGUCAGAGACUUCUGUGACAGCUCACGAUACAACAUACUGGAGGAAGUAGCCACGAUGAUGGGUCUAGACACGAGGAAGACAUCGUCCCUGUGGAAAGACCAGGCGCUGGUGGAGAUCAACAUCGCUGUUCUUUACAGCUUUCAGAUCUCAAAGGUUACCAUCGUAGAUCAUCACUCAGCCACUGAGUCCUUCAUGAAACACAUGGAGAACGAGUACCGGGUGAGAGGCGGUUGCCCGGGCGAUUGGGUGUGGAUAGUGCCGCCCAUGUCAGGAAGCAUUACACCGGUUUUCCAUCAGGAAAUGCUCAACUAUCGCCUCACGCCCUCCUUUGAGUACCAGACUGACCCGUGGAACACUUACGUGUGGAAAGGGGUGAAUGGAACACCCACUAAGAAGAGAGCGAUCGGCUUUAAGAAACUUGCCAAGGCUGUGAAAUUCUCGGCCAAACUCAUGGGACAGGCCAUGGCCAAAAGAGUAAAAGCCACCAUCCUGUUCGCCACGGAAACCGGGAAAUCGCAGGAUUAUGCAAAGACACUUUGCGAGAUUUUCAAGCACGCGUUUGACGCCAAGGUCAUUGCUAUGGAUGAAUAUGACACCGUCGAUCUAGAACACGAGACCCUGGUGUUAGUGGUAACCAGUACGUUCGGCAACGGGGACCCUCCUGAAAACGGAGAGAAAUUUGGUGCAGCGCUGAUGGAAAUGCGACAUCCUACAACAAGUGUGGAGGACAGAAAGACAUACAAGGUGCGUUUCAACAGCGUCUCUUCGUACUCUGACACUCGCAAAUCUUCCAGCGAUGAACCCGAACCCAAACCUAACUUUGAGAGCACUGGAGCACUCGCCAACGUCAGAUUCUCAGUGUUUGGCCUUGGCUCACGGGCAUACCCACACUUCUGUGCGUUUGCCCACGCAGUGGACACGCUGUUCGAAGAGCUUGGCGGGGAACGAAUCCUCCGCAUGGGAGAAGGAGACGAACUCUGCGGCCAGGAGGAAUCUUUCAGAACGUGGGCCAUAAAGGUUUUUAAGGCUGCGUGUGACGUCUUCUGUGUCGGCGACGACGUUAAUAUCGAGAAAGCGAACAAUUCUCUGAUUAGUAAUGACCGGAGCUGGAAGAAAAGCAAAUUCAGGAUGACAUACACAGCAGAGGCACCGAUGCUAACACAAGCGCUUUUCAACAUCCACAAGAAGAAAGUUUACGGGGCCAAAUUUCUGCAGAGACAGAACCUACAAAGCCACAGAUCGAACCGAUCAACUAUAUUUGUGCGGCUCGACGCCAACAACCACGAGAGCUUGAAUUACAUGCCCGGUGACCAUUUAGGCAUUUUCCCUGGCAACAACGAAGAUAUAGUUACCACCCUUAUUGACAAACUGGAAGACGCACCACCUGUCAAUCAAAUUGUGAAAGUGGAAUUCCUUGAUGAGAGAAACACGGCAUUGGGUGUGAUCAGUAACUGGAUGGAUGAAAUCCGCAUCCCGCCGUGCACCAUCUAUCAGGCUUUCAAAUACUUCCUGGAUAUUGCCACGCCCCCCAGUCCUCUUCUGCUCCAACAGUUUGCUCCUUUAGCUACCAAUGAGAAACAGAGAAAAAGACUGGAGGUGCUCAGCAAGGGUCUGCAGGAGUAUGAGGAGUGGAAGUGGUACAAUAAUCCCACCAUUGUGGAGAUGUUUGAGGAGUUUCCUUCGCUUCAGAUCCCCUCCACCCUGCUUCUGACUCAGCUUCCCCUCCUACAGCCACGGUAUUACUCCAUCAGCUCCUCUCCAGACCUCCACCCGGGCGAGAUUCACCUCACUGUGGCUGUGGUGUCCUACCGCGCCAGAGAUGGAGAAGGUCCCAUCCACCAUGGAGUGUGUUCAUCCUGGCUCAACAGUCUGGAAGCUGAAGAUACCGUGCCCUGUUUCGUCAGAGGUGCUCCUACGUUCCGUAUGCAAAAAGACAGCCAGGUUCCCUGCAUUCUGAUUGGCCCAGGCACUGGAAUCGCUCCGUUUAGAAGCUUCUGGCAACAGAGACUUUAUGACAUUGAAACUAAAGGACUCAAGGCGUGCCCCAUGAUCUUGGUUUUCGGGUGCCGGCAGUCACAGAUUGACCACAUUUAUAAGGAAGAGACAAUUCAGGCCAGAAACAAGGGCGUGUUUAAAGAGCUUUACACCGCAUACUCCAGAGAGCCAGGGAAACCAAAGAAAUACGUUCAGGAUGUUCUUCGUGAGCAGCUGUCUGAAAGUGUCUACAAACAUCUCAGAGAGGAAGGAGGACACAUAUACGUCUGUGGUGAUGUCACCAUGGCUGGAGACGUACUGAAAACAGUCCAGCAGAUCUUUAAACUGCAUGGCAACAUGUCUCUGGAGGACGCUGGCUUCUAUAUCAGCAAACUGAGGGAUGAGAAUCGAUACCAUGAGGACAUUUUCGGUGUCACUCUACGUACCUACGAGGUCACCAACCGCCUAAGAUCGGAAUCUAUUGCCUUCAUCGAAGAAAGCAAGAAGGAUACCGAUGAGGUAUUUUGUUCAUAGUCUCAUUUGUCAUCCAUCUCGCAGAUUUUUACUCAGAUACUCCAAUCAGUCAAUCAGAAGCAUGAGACGCCCACCACCAAUUCCAAAACUGUGCCAAAUUUGUCGAUUUUUUUUGUUUUCUACUAGUUCUCAUGUUUUGUGCAUUUCUAUGAUCAAAGUCUACAAAAUAAAGAUAAGUACUCUUCA